Messenger RNA from Plasmodium berghei ANKA, 690 nucleotides. Its product is annotated as pyridoxal 5'-phosphate synthase, putative. Lineage: Eukaryota; Apicomplexa; Aconoidasida; Haemosporida; Plasmodiidae. The record is from RefSeq and is a predicted model, not a curated record. The coding region runs from base 1 to 690 and encodes 229 amino acids. Gene Ontology annotation, molecular function: NAD(P)HX epimerase activity. The transcript is spliced from 8 exons. Gene Ontology annotation, cellular component: mitochondrion.
AUGAAAAUAACAUAUUUGUCUCAGGCAUUAGCCAAAAUCAUAGAUGAAGAAUUAAUGAGUGAUGCUGUUGGAUACACAACUAGCCAAUUGAUGGAGCUAGCUGGACUUUCGAUCUCACAAAUAAUUUUCAAAAAUUAUGAUCUUGUAAAUUUUAAAAAAAUUAUAAUUUGUUGUGGCCCUGGUAAUAAUGGAGGUGACGGAUUAGUAGCAGCUCGUCAUUUGAAAGAAUUUGGAUAUGACGUCACAGUUGUUUACCUUAAGGAAAAUAAUAAAAUUUUAUUCAAGGGUUUAUUAAAAUUACUUGAGCAUUAUGAAAUUCCUGUUUUGAGAUCAAUAACACUGGAUGAAAUGUGUAAUUAUAAUUUAAUUGUGGAUGCAAUAUUCGGUUUUAGUUUUUCCGGUGAGCCUCGUAGCCCUUUUGACGCCUUGAUUAAUAUGAUUAACAAUUCAAAAAAAGUAGUUGUAUCAAUCGAUGUCCCAUCAGGUACAAACAUAGACAAAGGGGGAAAAAACGGAAAACUAUGUGUUGAGUCAGAAAUGAACAUAUCAUUAAUGCUACCUAAAGAAGGGCUAAGGAAUUAUACAAAAAAACAUUUCUUAGGAGGACGAUUUUUACCAGCUUCUAUAAUAAAAAAGUAUAAUUUGGAUGUACCUCAUUUCGAAGGAUACAAUUCAUACACUCAAUUGUAG